AUGCUCAAUCGCUCUGCCGCUGUCGGAUCUGGCUCUCGCAAGGCUUUCGAGCUCUUCAUCGUGCCCGGCACCUCCUCGACGACACAGGCUCACGCAACGGCAACGGACGGCCCCGAACGCGAGGGAGGCAUGACCAAAUGCUGUGUGUGUGGACUGGCGACCGACAAGCGCUGCCAAGCGUGCGCAAAGAGCAGGAUUGCCCUCUUCUUCUGCUCGCCGGAACACCAGAAGCUCGUCUGGAAGCACCACAAGCACGUCUGCGGGCCGAACGCUCACCCUUUCCACUUUCCGCCUCUCUCGCAGCGAGAAGUCGACGAGUUACUGGAGCUGGGCGACACUCCGCUCACAUUGGACAUGGCCAACGUUGACGCAAUCAUGCGUGUCGCGGAGCCGGACGAAGUACAGAGACUCGCCGCGCGCGUCAAGCAGCCACCGCGUACAGUCCGCCAAGGCAUCGAAGAAGACUUCGGCGCACCGUCAGGCUCCUUCUCGCAACUUCGCUCGCCUUCCGCCUUUCCGCCUCACCAGCAAGACAUGCUUCUUAACGCCCGAGAGUCUCUCAAGUCUGCCAAGAUUGAACGCAAAUCGAACAGCUUUCUCCUGUUUGACGAGCUUGACUUCUGGUCGCACGUCGCAGUCUGGGACUUCGUUCUUCCGCCUCGUCGCGAACCUUCGAACGAGGAGCUGCAGAAAAGCAUCUCUUGGUCGCACUGCCGGCACCAAGCUGUCGUCGUCUUCUCACUUCUGACGAGGAGGAGGGCCGCCAAGAACUCGGCGACGGUACCACUGGACCUCAUCCACCGGGCCAUUGAGCAAUACUUCGACCUGGUCGGCCGGGCGGUGCCCGCUCUCGACGAACCAACGGCAGGUUACGCUGCGCACACAGUGCUAGCGGCCAUGUGGGACGUUGCCGACUUCAAGCUCUACAUUCAUCGCGAUUCUUCGGGACAUGUCGUCGUCCGCUUCUCGCCUCCGCCCUCAUGGCCGUUCAGCGCUUGA
Molecule: messenger RNA, 999 nt
Organism: Rhodotorula toruloides NP11
Lineage: Eukaryota; Fungi; Basidiomycota; Microbotryomycetes; Sporidiobolales; Sporidiobolaceae
Exons: 3
Coding region: 1-999 (332 amino acids)
Source: RefSeq, a predicted model, not a curated record